Nannospalax galili (Upper Galilee mountains blind mole rat) is the source of this 2532-nucleotide messenger RNA. RefSeq names its product unc-51 like kinase 3 (gene Ulk3). Gene Ontology annotation, molecular function: protein serine/threonine kinase activity; ATP binding. NCBI's taxonomy places the organism in Eukaryota, Metazoa, Chordata, Mammalia, Rodentia, Spalacidae. Gene Ontology annotation, biological process: peptidyl-serine phosphorylation; autophagosome organization; protein autophosphorylation. The record is from RefSeq and is a predicted model, not a curated record. The coding region runs from base 125 to 1597 and encodes 490 amino acids. The transcript has 17 exons. Gene Ontology annotation, cellular component: autophagosome; cytoplasm.
CCGCGCUUCCGGAAGGCGGCGCUGGGGCCCGGAGGAGUCCAUCCCUGUCGCCCCUCGUGCGCCCUGCUACGCUCCGGCCCGAACCCGCACCCGGAUCCAGGAAGCACCUGGCGGCGGGCGCGGGAUGGCGGGGCCCGGCUGGGGUCCUCCGCGGCUGGACGGUUUCAUCCUCACCGAGCGCCUAGGCAGUGGCACGUACGCCACGGUGUACAAGGCCUACGCCAAGGGGAUUGAACACCUGCUUGGUUCAAUCUUGGGAAGCCAAGGUUCCAGAAUCCAGAAGGACACUCGGGAGGUGGUAGCCAUAAAGUGCGUUGUCAAGAAAAGUCUGAACAAGGCAUCGGUGGAAAACCUCCUGACUGAGAUUGAGAUCCUCAAGGGUAUACGGCACCCCCACAUUGUGCAGCUGAAAGACUUCCAGUGGGACGGUGAGAAUAUCUACCUCAUCAUGGAGUUCUGUGCAGGGGGUGACCUGUCUCGCUUCAUCCAUACCCGCAGGAUUCUGCCUGAGAAGGUGACUCGUGUCUUCAUGCAGCAGCUGGCUAGUGCCCUGCAGUUCCUUCAUGAACGGAACAUCUCUCACCUGGAUCUGAAGCCACAGAACAUUUUGCUGAGCUCUUUGGAGAAGCCCCACUUGAAAUUAGCAGACUUUGGCUUUGCACAGCAUAUGUCCCCAUGGGAUGAGAAACACGUGCUUCGUGGCUCCCCACUCUACAUGGCCCCUGAGAUGGUGUGUCGGCGACAGUACGAUGCCCGAGUAGACCUCUGGUCUGUGGGGGUCAUCCUGUAUGAAGCCCUCUUCGGGCAGCCCCCCUUUGCCUCCAGAUCAUUCUCGGAACUAGAAGAGAAGAUCCGCAGCAAUCGGGUUAUCGAGCUUCCCCUUCGGCCCCCUCUCUCCCGAGACUGCCGUGACCUGCUGCAGCGGCUCCUGGAGAGGGACCCCAGCCAGCGAAUCUCCUUCCAGGACUUCUUUGCCCACCCUUGGGUGGACCUGGAGCACAUGCCAAAUGGGGAGAGCCUGGCAAGAGCAACGGCCCUGGUGGUACAGGCUGUGAAAAAGGACCAGGAAGGGGAUGCAGCUGCAGCUCUAUCACUCUACUGCAAGGCUCUGGACUUCUUUGUGCCUGCCCUGCACUAUGAAGUGGAUGCCCAGCGGAAGGAGGUGAUUAAAGGAAAGGUGGGGCAGUACGUGUCCCGGGCUGAGGAACUUAAAGCCAUCGUCUCCUCCUCCAGUCAGACCCUGCUGAGGCAGGGGACCUCUACUCGAGACCUGCUGAGAGAGAUGGCCCGAGACAAGCCACGUCUCCUAGCUGCCCUGGAAGUGGCCUCAGCUGCCAUGGCCAAGGAGGAGGAAGGUGGCAAGGAGCAGGAGGCCCUGGACCUUUACCAGCACAGCCUAGGGGAGCUGCUAUUGUUGCUGGCAGCAGAGGCCCCAGGCCGGAGGCGGGAGCUGCUUCACACUGAGGUUCAGAAUUUCAUGGCUCGAGCCGAAUACCUGAAGGAACAGGUCAAGAUGAGGGAAUCUCGCUGGGAAGCAGAGACUCUGGACAAAGAAGGGCUGUCGGAGUCUGUUCGUAGCUCUUGCACACUACAGUGAGCCCAGCAGGAUGAGUGGAUGGAGCAAGAGCUUCCUGGAGGGAAGCUGUGUUCUAGCCCAGGCUAACACCUGUACACUCCUGGGGACCUUCCUGGAUGAAUGCCUCCAAGAUGCCCACAUCCUAGUCCCUAGUGCUGGUGGCCUGUGCUGAGAGCACUGAACUCUGAGAGUGUCUUUAAGAAGACUGUUACUGGGUAACUGCUGGGCUAAGCCUGUUGACUUCAGAACAUGGAGCUGCUGGUUUGCGAAGAGGACAGCAGGCCUCUCCUGGGUCCACCCUUCCUGGGAGCCUUUAUUCCAUCUCGCCUCCCUUCUUGCACUAGAGUGAGGUACUCCAAGACCCCUCAGGGACCACCACUCUACAGUAUGCACUCAGCCCCAAAGAACUUUCCAGGCUUCUUGGGAGCUCACACUGGCACCCUUUUCAGUACUCUAAGACAAUCCUUCAAGCAUGAAAUUCAUGUCCUUUGCUGGGGUGGAACCACUGUGAGAAUUCAAGACUUGGUCCUGCCUUGGCAUGGCGGAAUCCUCAUCCCUCCUACUUCCAGUUCUCUUUGGGGAACAUGCCACACUAGCCACAGAGCAGGCCCUGUACUAGAAUUGGGGCUUGGCUGGGCCUGGGGCUCUCCUUCUCCCAUGGAGUCACUGAUACCUCCACAGCUCACAGGUCUUCGGAGAGCAGAGUUUGAGCUGAGAAGGCUGUACGCUUGAAGUUAUUUGAGAAUUUCUUUUUUUACUUUUCUUUUUUCCUAUCGGUAUCUUGUUUCAAACUCUUGUUUCAUGGGCUGAUUUUCAAUAGAUAACAGCAAGGGGGCUGCUUUGCCACACACAAACCCAACCUGAAGCCCCGAAGCCCGAAGCAGUGAGGCUGGCUUUCUCUCUCUCUCUCUCUCUCUCUCUCAGGCUGGCUCUCUCUCUCUCUCUCUCUCUCUCUC